Messenger RNA from Phalaenopsis equestris, 1216 nucleotides. RefSeq lists its product as uncharacterized. The record is from RefSeq and is a predicted model, not a curated record. The transcript is spliced from 8 exons. The coding region runs from base 210 to 1061 and encodes 283 amino acids. Lineage: Eukaryota; Viridiplantae; Streptophyta; Magnoliopsida; Asparagales; Orchidaceae.
UGUUCCCACACUCUAACAAGCAAACAUUUCCAACCCUCAACUCCUACCUCCUCUUCUUCUUCUCUGCCUUCCAAAAUUCAAAUUUUUUCGCCAUCACCAAUCACCCGAAGAAAAGCUCGUGUUUUUCCUCACAAAAAACCCUAAUUUUGAUUAACUUUGCAGCAAGCGGAUCAAAAUUCUUUCUCUAAAGCGUUUUUGGCUUUGUUCAAAUGGCGAGAUUCACGGCAAAUGGGGGACUGAGGCUGCUUCUUCAUGGCGAAAGAUCUGGUUUUGGAGGUGAGCCGAAGGAGCCGAUUAGGUUUAGGGUUUGUGGGGAGAGGUGGUUGAAUAAUCCGGUUAGGGUGAGGAGUAGGGGAAGAAGCGGUUGGCAUCAAGGGAACGCUAGGGUUAGGGUUUUUCCUGCGGGAAGAAAGGGAGGAAAUACAAAGGUUGGGGAAAGUUUUGAUGAUACUGAUGUUGAGGAGGAGGAAGAUGAUGAGGAAGAUGAUGAGGAAGAAGAUGAUGAAUUUGGUGUGGACGAGUUAGCUUUUUUCAGAGGUUUGGUGCUUGAUAUAUCUUACAGGCCCGUCAACGUCGUUUGUUGGAAGCGUGCAAUUUGUCUAGAGUUCAUGGAGAAGGCUGAUGUUCUAGAGUACUAUGAUCAGACAGUCUCCUCUCCUCAAGGCUCCUUCUACAUUCCAGCUGUUUUAAGGGUGCGUCGCCUGCUUCAGGCAGUGAAGAGAAGGAGAAUAAAGCACACUCUCAGUCGAAAAAGCAUAUUUUUCCGGGAUUCAUACACUUGCCAGUAUUGUUCUUCUCGUCUGGACUGUACUAUUGACCACGUCCUGCCAAUUUCAAGGGGUGGCCAAUGGAAAUGGGAAAAUCUGGUCACAGCCUGCAUAAGAUGCAACUCAAAGAAAGGUCACAAGUCCCCUGAGGAAGCAAACAUGAAGCUGAUUAAAAUUCCAAAGGCUCCAAAAGAUUAUGAUGUACUCUCCAUUCCUCUGACAUCAGCUGCUGUGAGAAUGCUGAAGCUCAGAAGAGGAGUUCCAGAUGAAUGGCGCCAGUAUUUACCCAGUUAAUUAAAGCGAUAAUUAUCUUAAUUACGUCUUAAUUAACUUUAAUUAAUGCUUAUCUGUGCAUUCCACUGUAUAUUUUAAUCAGUUUGAUUAAUAUAAUCUAGCAGUUAUGGUGAUAUGGACUUAUAUGACUCUUAAUCUCCAAUUAACUCUUACCU